AUGAGGGUAAUGGGGGAUAGGCCAUACCCGGUGUCAGAAACUUUCGUCACCAGCGCAGGCCGCCGAACUCAUCCUCCCAAACGCAAGGCAAGCGAUGACCAGCCACCGACACGACACGAGCUCGCCUCAAGAAGAAUGGAAAAGCUAAUAGCUCAUGCGCGCGAAAGUUGUAUGUUCCGAAAAAAGGCCAUAGAUGCAGCGGCCCUCCAGAUAGCAUUGAAAGAGCGCACUGCCGAACAGGUAGGUUGGGAAUGGAAGAAGCUCGCCUAUGCAACGGACCCCAGCAGUACUGCAAACUCAGCGGAUAUUUCUGCUAGCAUUGGAGGAGAUCAACGUACUCCAGAGUCAGAAUCUUUGGCAAGCUACAAGUUUGCAGUGCCUGAUGACCGAAGCUCCAACCUCCUAACUUCAGCAGACAAGGCCGAGCAGUACUUUCAGCAGGUGGAUUUACAGCCUGACGCCAGUUAG
This is a messenger RNA of Eimeria tenella, 468 nucleotides long. RefSeq lists its product as uncharacterized. Lineage: Eukaryota; Apicomplexa; Conoidasida; Eucoccidiorida; Eimeriidae. The coding region runs from base 1 to 468 and encodes 155 amino acids. The record is from RefSeq and is a predicted model, not a curated record. The transcript is spliced from 3 exons.